Molecule: messenger RNA, 2638 nt
Organism: Dissoconium aciculare CBS 342.82
Lineage: Eukaryota; Fungi; Ascomycota; Dothideomycetes; Mycosphaerellales; Dissoconiaceae
Product: putative cytosolic phospholipase A2
Exons: 1
Coding region: 303-2525 (740 amino acids)
Biological process (GO): glycerophospholipid catabolic process
Cellular component (GO): cytosol
Molecular function (GO): A2-type glycerophospholipase activity
Source: RefSeq, a predicted model, not a curated record
CCUCCAUCAACACACGCCAGGGAAGCAAACGUCAAGAAAGCAGCGUCAGUCAGGUCACAUAGUAACUUUCAUUGUUGUUGUUCACGAGCCAUGCCAGAGACGUUGUAAGUGCAAUGACUCCUCCUCGGAGCUCGUUUCCGCCGCCCAAUAGAUCACUCUUGUUCGCAUGCUGAACGAAUUCACACAAAAGUGCAUUCCGCCGAAGUGAGACCGUAGCUCAGCAGGAAUAUGAGCAGCAGCUUCACGAUCAGGCCAAUUUCAGCGUCGCGUCCAGCGAAGAUCUCGACAAGGAUUUGGAUAAGAUGACCGUUCACGACGGGGAUAGCAGCGCAAAGGCCGAGAGCAGCAAUGCAAGCAUUGUCGAUGAAAAGAAGAAACAUGGCAUCAAAGGCGCCUUCCGGGGCUUCUACAAAAAUGUCAUCAAACCUGCAUUUCCAGAGGCCAUUCAAGAUAUCAAGAUCAUGCACGGCAUGACUGCUCUAGAGGCUCGAGUAAAGAAGGAAAUCGUCGACUCGAAUCUCUUCCCCGAGGUGAACCACGUAGCAGAGGUCCGCCGAGGUUUGGAAUUGUGCCCAGAAGAGCAGGCAUUCCUCGCGAAGCGCAAAGCUCACGUCCGCGAUCACUUUGCCAAAUAUCUUGGCCUUGAUCCCUCCGAAGUCGACCCGCGAGAUGUCCCGGUUGUCUCAUUCGGUGGCAGUGGUGGUGGUUUUCGUGCUAUGCUCGGCUGUUCCGGCUACUCCCAGAGAAUGAAGGAUACUGGCCUGUGGGACUGUUUGAGCUACGUCUCAGGCGUAUCAGGUUCGUGCUGGUCGCUCGCUGCAUACUAUACCAUUGGUAAAGGCAGCCAUCAGAAAGUGAUCGAUCACUGCAAGACGCGCCUUGCGCCUUACCAUCCUUUGUCGGGCGAUGCGAUCCGCACUAUCUUGAGCUCGCCAGGAGGUGCUCGCAUCACUUUGGGUCCCCUGAUCCAGAAGAGUAAAAGUGGCCUGCAGACCGUAGCCAUGGAUUUAUACGCCGUGUUCACUACGGGUUGGAUCUUUUUCCAAGAGGAUCCGGUCAACGCUCCAGGUGGUCAUGCCGAGAAGGAAGUGGCCGGCGCACAGCGCUCGUGGUACAAGUACUCUUCCGCUCGUGAAUACACCGACAAUGGUGGCGAUCCGUUGCCCAUCAUGACUGCAAUCCGACAUGAACGACCCUGGAGGGACUGGGUUGACAAGGAACAUCCCUUCAAGGAGCCGGAUCACUCGACCGGAGAACAUGCCGAGGCGCCUGACGCGUGGUUUCAGUGGUUCGAGAUGAGCCCGUACGAAGUCGGCUGUGAUGAAAUCGAGGCCUGGUGUCCUACUUGGGGUUUCGGACGCCCAUUCGAAGAAGGCAAAUCGACGAUGCAGCUGCCAGAGCAGUCUCUUGCUCUACUGCUGGGCCUUGCCACGAGUGCGCCAGCGGGCCCGCUCACGUCAUACCUCUCCACCGUUAGUCGCAACUUACCCACGGGCUUCUUGGGAAACUCAGUGCACAAGAUGGCACAGACUGUGGCGAGAUUCUGGGGCAAACAAGGCACAGAAGAGUUUUCCAACCAUCACCCUCUGCAUGCAUGUAACGAGCACAACUUCAUGUUUCACUACACGCCGUUAAACAAGGAGAAGGGACGGCCUCCUGGCCUGGAGAAUUCGCCCAGAAUUCAUUUGAUUGACAGUGGAAUGGACAACAAUUGUCCGACGUACGUCUUGUUGCAUCCUGCACGUGAAGCGGAUGUCAUCAUCAACAUGGACGCUUCCAGCGACGUGCAAAAGGAUACAUUCCAAGAGCGAGUAGAUCAGAUCGGCGGCCGACGAGGCAUGAAGUUCACCAAGAGGCACGACGUCAAAGCCGGUGAAGAUCCUAGUGAUCCAGGUCGCUUUGAUGGUCUGUACGCCCAGAUCUAUGACGGAGUGCCGUGCGAGCGACCAGCGACGGUGGUCGAUUCAUACGGCCGAACAGUCACAAAUCCCCCUGCUCCGGUGUACAGCCGCGAAUGUACGAUGAUCUACAUGCCGCUCCUACCCAACGAGCGCGUAGUCCCGGACUUCGACCCGUCGACCGCCAAAUUCUCCGGCUCGUACAAUCUAGUCUGGACUGCUGAGCAAGUCGAGACACUGAUCAAGGUCUGCAAUGCGAACUUCAACGACGGUGAAAGCACAAUUCGGGAAGCUCUCCACGAGGCCUGGUUGCGUAAAAAGGCCUUGCGAGAGGGGACCUACAAAGGACCUGCGCAUACCGUGCCAGCGUCUGCGACAGCCCAACGCCCCGUGGAUGUUUCGACUGAGCAGCAAUCCACUGACUCGUCUCUCCCGGUGCAGCCAUCUGUUGUGCCAGGGACGCAACAGCCUGUCCAGCUCACAGCAGAGCAACUUUCCGCCAACCAGCAAAGCGCAGGCGGCAUCUCGGCUCCAGCAGCCGUCAACGGACAGGCAGCACGGCCUCAAGGAGUUGUGGGAUCCGCAGAUCAAAUGUCAUCACACCCCGCACACCCGACGACGUCUUGAUUAAGACGUGAUCUAAUGACGAAAUGAUUUGGAAAGCAGGCUCUCGUAAGGACUAGAUAUAUGUGGAACGAAUUGAUGACCAUUAUUUCUUCGCGUGCAAAUUUCCCCUCUCA